Loxodonta africana (African savanna elephant) is the source of this 4144-nucleotide messenger RNA. RefSeq names its product lysyl oxidase (gene LOX). The record is from RefSeq and is a predicted model, not a curated record. Gene Ontology annotation, molecular function: copper ion binding; protein-lysine 6-oxidase activity. Gene Ontology annotation, biological process: collagen fibril organization; peptidyl-lysine oxidation. The transcript has 8 exons. The coding region runs from base 244 to 1473 and encodes 409 amino acids. Lineage: Eukaryota; Metazoa; Chordata; Mammalia; Proboscidea; Elephantidae.
GAACAAAUAGCGGAGGGGCGGCCGGGCCAGAACGGCUUGUGUAACUUUGCAAACUUGCCAGAAAGUUUUAAAUCUCUUCUCCUUCUUUCACUCCAGACACCGCCUGCUCGCCGAGGCCGCCGCGCCGCUCCCCGCCGCCUUCCAGAAGGACUGGGAAAGGGGAGAGAGCCGGGCGCCACGUCCGAAGGGCCGUCUUUACUGGCCACGUCUUCUCCAACUGGGUACAGCCCGGCAAAGGAAGCGAUGCGCCUCGCCUGGACCGCGCUCCUGCUCGGCCCGCUGCAGCUCUUUGCGCUCGUGCGCUGCGCCUCACCCGCUGCCGGCCAGCAGCAGCCCCCGCGCGAGCCGCCGGCGGCUCCGGGCGCCUGGCGGCAGAGGAUCCAAUGGGAGAACAACGGGCAGGUGUUCAGCCUACUGAGCCUGGGCUCGCAGUACCAGCCGCAGCGCCGCAGGGACCCAGGUGCCGUCGCCCCGCAGCCUCGCACGCCUGUCCUGCUGCUCCGGAACAACCGCACAGCGGCGGCGCGGGCGCGGUCAGGCGGCUCGACGGGAACCCCCGCCGACCGCCCCAGGCCCACCGCCCGCCACUGGUUCCAAGCUGGCUACUCGUCGUCCGGACCCGGCGGCACUGGCGGCUCGCACGCGGGCAACGGGACUGCUGUAGGAGAGCGCCCAACACUCAGCAACCUGCAGCCGCCCAGCCGUGUGGACGGCAUGGUGGGCGACGACCCAUACAACCCCUACAAGUAUUCCGACGACAACCCCUAUUACAACUACUACGACACGUACGAGAGGCCACGGUCUGGGAGCAGGUAUCGGCCGGGAUACGGCACCGGGUACUUCCAAUACGGUCUCCCGGACCUGGUGCCUGACCCCUACUACAUCCAGGCGUCCACUUACGUGCAGAAGAUGGCCAUGUACAAUCUAAGAUGCGCUGCCGAGGAAAACUGCCUUGCCAGUACAGCAUAUAGGGCAGAUGUCAGAGAUUAUGAUCACAGGGUGCUGCUAAGAUUUCCCCAAAGAGUGAAAAACCAAGGGACAUCAGAUUUCUUACCAAGCCGACCGAGAUAUUCCUGGGAAUGGCAUAGCUGUCACCAACAUUUCCACAGCAUGGAUGAAUUCAGCCACUAUGACCUGCUUGAUGCCAGCACCCAGAGGAGAGUGGCUGAAGGCCACAAAGCAAGCUUCUGUCUAGAGGACACGUCCUGCGACUAUGGCUACCAGAGGCGAUUUGCCUGUACUGCACACACACAGGGGUUGAGUCCUGGCUGUUAUGAUACCUACAAUGCAGACAUAGACUGCCAAUGGAUUGAUAUUACAGAUGUAAAACCAGGAAACUACAUUCUAAAGGUCAGUGUGAACCCCAGCUACCUGGUGCCUGAGUCAGACUAUUCCAACAAUGUCGUGCGCUGUGAAAUACGCUACACAGGACAUCACGCGUAUGCCUCAGGCUGCACAAUUUCACCGUAUUAGAAAGCAAGACAAAACUUCCAGUGGAUGAAUCAGUGCCUGGUGUUCUGAAGUGGGAAAAAAUAAAUUAACUUCAGUAGGAUUUAUGUAUUUGGGAAGAGAGCAGAAAACAACAAAGGGCUUUUCGUUUGGACAGUUUUGUAACAAAGCAUAUAACUGGAUUCUGAACAUUUAAAUCGGCAUUAUUUGGGAAAUUCUUAAUACUUAUUCACAUAACUUUGUGAAUUAAUAUAAUGUUUCAAUUCUCUAGUGGCAUACUUGACUCUUUCAAAGAAAUUCCCAUCUCUUGUGCUUCUUUUGAAAUUAUAGUGCAAAAGAGAAACUAUUUCAUUGAACGAGCCAAAAUGAUUUGAGUUGAAAAUUUUCUAAAGUGCAGACACUUCAGUGAAGCAUAAUAAAAAAUGGCAUACAUGUGCCCUAGUAUAAAUUAAUUUAGAAAUGAUGCUCCUACUGUUUAAACAUAUAUGGACACAGUUGGUGCUGAAGAAGGAACAAACACAUUAUCAUUGGUGUCACAAAGUAUUACUAUAUAGCAGAGAAAUGGCAGUAUAUGUAUUCAGAUAGUUACACCCCUAUAUAAAAUUUAUGUUUACAUUUUUAAAUUAGCAGAUAAACUCCUUUCUUUCUGUCAGAUGCACAGUUUCAUUCUAACUUGAGUCAGCUUUUGUUUAGGAAUGAAUUAAGUAAUUGAGCUGCCCAAUUCCUGCCUGAAUUUUUUGAUGCCCCCCUCUACUUUGAUUUUUCCUAUGGGCAGAGACGUUUUAAGUGGCAUUCUUAUAUUACCAUUCUGGGGACUGGUAUACAUAGGACAACUGUAUAAAUGGGAAGUCAUUUUGAUGACAGAUGUGUGUAGGACAACUGUUUUAAUGUGAAGUCAUUUUGAUGAUAGAUUUGACAUGUCCAGAGAUAAUAUAAAUUUAAGCGUAUUGGAAUUUUAAUUUAAAAGAAAUUUCCUUGCUGACAUAAAAAUCAUAUAAACAUGUCCCUCAAACCACAACUGUCUCAAAUAUUUUAAAAUAAUCAAUGAAAGAAUCUUAGCAUUUUAAAUCUUUACGCAUUUAUUUUAUGUUCCGCUAUUAAAAAGAGGGAUGCUAAAGAAUUUUAAAUUAUCCAGAAUAUAUAAUGUAAUAUGUGUGCAAUACAGGAGCACCAUCCUAGGUCAUUCAGGAGUCAAUCAUACAUGAUUAUUUUUUUUUGUGUGUGAAAUACAGUCCAAAUUAGCAAAGCACAUAGCAUACUUGAGGGGCUGGUGAACCGGGGAGAAGAAAACUUUCUGCCAAGCCAAGGACUGUGCUGCGUAGUGAGACAGCUGUGAUUUUAUUUAAACUGUGAAAUCAUGUGCUACAAUAAAAUUUAGAGAAUUUCUCUUUUUCCUGAAAUUCAAAAGGUGCAGAAGGAAAUCAAAUUACACUUUUAAGUUAGUGGUGCUUCAGCUGAAGUUUUUCAUACAUUAACCAGUAUUAAAAUCUCAAGAAAGGUAUUUCCAGUGCCAGAAGAGUUAGGUAGAAUGUUACAAGUGAGUUGGCAUGGCUGUGUAAUAUCUGAUAGAGUUCAAAAGUCAACAUCAAUUACCAAUGAUCAUUCUGCACCCAGUGGGCGCAUAGUAAGGUAAGAGGGGCUAGAGAUGGGCAGUCCUCAAGGGGCAGGUACACACCCUUAUCCUUAUCCUCCAGGACACACACCAACUGCGAAUAUAGACAGCUUGAUAGAGACCCAGAACUUUCAUUGAACCAUCAUCAUUUUAGCUCUGGAAUGACUUCUUUAAUAUACUUCCUUGCCUUAAAUUGCUUUAUAGUUUUAAGAUUGUGGAAUGAGCCUUUCAAAACUGUUAUCUUUUCUAAUAGAGGUAUUUUAAUAUACUUGCUUUCUAAAAAACAAAAACAAAAACUACUGUCAGUAUUAAUACUGAGCCAGACUGGCAUCUUCAGAUUUAAGAUCUAGUGUUUUAUUAAAAUUAUUACCCAUGUAUUAAAAACUAACCAAUACCGUGGCCUUUGGAUACAUAUAAGAGACUUACUUACAUUCAGAUAUUAGGCUUUAUCUGUUGGCCAUCAUCAUUUGAAUGCCUAAUAUAUGCUAGGUGUUAGGACAAAAAAAGACUAUGCCUAACCUCAAUAAGCAUAAAAAAGUGCCAUCAUUAUCCAUUAGCCUCACCUUUUUUUAUUUUUAACAAAUUAUAAGUACAUGUCUAUAAAAUUUCAAUUUUAAGCACUGUUUUUCAUGAGCAUAUUUUAUUUUUAAAAAUCAGUUAAAAGUUAAAUAUGACAUUCAUAUAUGUUACUAAUGAUUAAAAGUAUAUUUCCAUGUCUAUUUGGUUAAGUUGGAAAAAAAAAAUAGGUAGCUGAAGGUUCUUACUUAUUACUUGUAUAAAUGUUUCUUUCCCUCCCUGUCAUUCCUAAACACUUCCAAAUAACUUUCCAGUAUUGAUUUAGCACCCAAUAUUUUUGAACCGUAAACAGGUCUUUUCUCUGAAUAGCCAUCAAAAUCCACAGGUUAUCAAUUAAUAAAAUAAGGAACAUAACAAUUCAGUCUUAGCAAGCUCUAAAGAAGACUUUCUUAUAAAAUAGGAAUAGGAGGUAGAAAUGAACACAAAAAUAUUAAGUACUGUGAAAAGACUUUUAAAGAGACUUUUAAACUAAUAAAGACUAUAAGAAAAUGGACUAAAUCAGAAAAA